Dovyalis caffra is the source of this 3069-nucleotide messenger RNA. The record is from the annotation of a GenBank genome assembly. NCBI's taxonomy places the organism in Eukaryota, Viridiplantae, Streptophyta, Magnoliopsida, Malpighiales, Salicaceae.
AUGGACAUGCGGCUGGAAGGAAAAUAUCCUCUCAAAGAAGCAUCAGUCAUUGCUCAGCUUGCUAUCAGAUGUCUUCAGGCUGAGCCCAAAAUCCGGCCGUCCAUGAAAGAACUUGCUGAGACAUUGGAACAGGUUGAAGCACGCAAGUAUAAGAUGGACAUGCGGCUGGAAGGAAAAUGUCCUCUCAAAGAAGCAUCAGUCGUUGCUCAGCUUGCUAUCAGAUGUCUUCAGGCUGAGCCCAAAAUCCGGCCGUCCAUGAAAGAACUUGCUGAGAUAUUGGAACAGGUGGAAGUAAGGAGUGUUUUGAGACAUAGCAUGGCUGAGUCUGCAGUGUCGAUUGUGGUGCAAACGCUUGUAGACUUGCUUCUUCAAGAAGCAGCUUUCUUGGAUGGAGUGAGCGAGGAGGUUUAUGGCAUGCAAGUUGAACUGCUGAGGAUGCAAUCUUUUUUGAAAGAUGCAGACAGAAGACAAGAUGAAGACAAGACCGUUAAAAAUUUGGUGUCUGAAAUCAGAGAAACUGCUUAUGAUGCUGAAGAUAUCAUCGAAGAGUUUGCACUCAAAAUUGCUUUAAGGAGGAGAUCGGGUAUGGUGAAUGUUAUGAAGAGGUAUGCCACUCUUGCUAAAGAAACUAUAGAGCUUCAUAAUGUUGGAAAUGAGAUGCAAAUUCUCAAGAACAGGAUUUCUAACCUCACUAGAAGCUUGGAAACAAAUGGGAUAAUGCCAAGAAGUGGUGAUUGGAGUUCUACAUCAGGGAGGCAACAGCGGCAGUUAAGGAGGUCAUACUCACAUAUUGUUGAAGAGGAUAUUGUUGGGUUAGAGGAAGAUGCGAAGAUUUUGACAGAGCAAUUGGUGAACAGUAAUGGGAUUGUAGCCAUCUGUGGAAUGGGAGGGUCAGGGAAGACGACACUUGCCAAGAAGGUGUAUCAUAGCAGUAAGGUUAGACAUAAUUUUGAGGCUUUCGCUUGGGCUUAUGUAUCUCAACAAUGUCAAGUAAGGGAGGUCUGGGAAGGAAUCUUGUUUAAGCUCACUAAUCCUUCUAAGGAACAGAGGGAGGGGAUUGCUAGUUGGAGGGAUGACGAGUUGGUGAAGAGGCUUUAUCAAGUCCUACUGGAGAAGAAAUGUUUGGUAAUUCUUGAUGAUAUUUGGACCAUACCAACUUGGAAUAAUCUGUGUCCUGCUUUUCCUUAUUGGAAAACUGCAGGCAGUAAAAUAUUGCUCACCACUCGCAAAAUGGAUGUGGCUUUGCAUCCAGAUCCAACAUGUUUCCUCCAUGUUCCACCCCAGUUGAAUGAUGAAGAGAGCUGGGAAUUGUUCAAAAAGAAAGCAUGUAUUGAAGAAAAUUAUCCAGACUCUAGAAUUAGAGCAGAAAUAGAGAGGCUGGGAAGGGAAAUGGUUGGAAGGUGUACAGGUCUACCGUUGGCCAUCAUUGUGCUUGGAGGACUUUUGGCAAAUAAGAAGACUAUCUAUGAGUGGGAUGUGGUUCGGCAAAAUAUUAUUUCCCACUUGAGGAGAGGCAAAGGCGACGAACAGCUCUUAGGAGUAACUGAGGUGCUAGCCUUAAGCUAUCAUGAAUUGCCAUAUCAGUUGAAACCAUGCUUUCUUCAUCUGGCCCAUUUCCCAGAAGAUUGUGAGAUACCAACAAAGAAAAUCAUACGAAUGUGGGUUGCUGAGGGUUUUAUAACAAGUGUGCACAAUGGAGUGGAGGAAGAAACUAUGGAGGAUGUGGCUCAUCGUUAUUUGGGCGAGUUGGUCGAGAGGUGUAUGGUUCAGGUGGUAGAGAGGGGCACAACAGGAAAGAUUAGAACUUGUCGCAUGCAUGAUCUUAUGAGAGACCUAUGCUUAUCCAAGGCAAAGGAGGAAAAUUUUCUUGAGGUUUUCAAACAGUCGCAUGUAAGUGACCACUUUGUGAGUGAAGCAAGGUCAAUGGGUAGACUUCGCAGGCUAGCAGUUGUUUUCGAUGGAGAUCUUCAUAAAUUUAUCCCUUCAGGAUACAAAAGAAAUUCCCACCUCAGGUCCCUUUUGUAUUUUCAUGAAAAAGCAUGGCAUGUAGAGAAAUGGGAAUCAAUAAAAUCUGUGUUCGACAACCUCAGGUUACUCAGAGUGUUGGAUCUCGAAGGACUUCAGAGUCAUGGUGGAAAAUUGCCAAAAGAAAUUGGAAAGCUAAUCCACUUGAGAUUCUUGAGCUUGAGAGAUACUGAUAUAGAUGAGCUGCCAUCUACAAUAGGCAACUUGAGGUACUUGCAAACUCUAGACCUAUUGACUUGGAAUUCAACUGUACAAAUUCCUAACGUCAUAUCGAGACUGCAACGGUUGAGACACCUGUAUCUUCCUGAGUCCUGUGGUGAAGAUUCUGAUAAAUGGCAAUUAGCCAAUCUGGUCAACCUGCAGACACUUGUGAACUUUCCUUCAGAGAAAUCUGAUGUAACUGAUCUGGUAAGAUUGUUAAAUCUUAAGAAACUAUUGAUAGAUGAUCCAAUGUUUGGGGCAAUCUUCAAAUCCCCUCGUGUAAAAUUUAACCGGUUGCAGUCGCUGUCUUUUGUAAGUAACGAAGAUUCAACAGUCGUUCAAGUUAUACAAGGAUGCCCUAAUCUUUAUAAGCUGCAUAUUGAAGGGCAGAUAGAGAAGCUGCCAGACUGUCAGCAGUUCUCUGGAAACCUUGCCAAAUUGAACCUGCUGGGAUCUAAACUCACAGACGACCCAAUACCAACACUGGAGAAGUUGCCAAACUUGAGAACUCUGCGCUUGCAAAUGGAUUCAUUUCUUGGGAGCAAAAUGGUUUGCUCGGACAGGUGUUUUCCUCAACUGAAGUAUCUGUUCCUUUACGACUUGCCAAACCUAGAAGAGUGGGAGGUUGAGGAAGGAGCCAUGGCUAAUCUUUUCCAUCUAGAGAUAUCGAAUUGUACAUCUUUGAAGUCGGUCCCCGAAGGACUAAGGUUCGUUACCAGUCUCCGUGAAAUGGAGAUCCGGUCAAUGCUUAAGGCAUUCAGAACAAGGCUUGAGCCUGGAGGAGAGGAUUACUACAAAGUCCAACAUGUGCCUUCCAUUGCGUUUCGGUAUUGUGAUUACUAA